This is a messenger RNA of Erigeron canadensis, 1704 nucleotides long. RefSeq names its product glutamate decarboxylase. The record is from RefSeq and is a predicted model, not a curated record. Gene Ontology annotation, biological process: L-glutamate catabolic process. Gene Ontology annotation, cellular component: cytosol. The transcript has 7 exons. NCBI's taxonomy places the organism in Eukaryota, Viridiplantae, Streptophyta, Magnoliopsida, Asterales, Asteraceae. Gene Ontology annotation, molecular function: glutamate decarboxylase activity; pyridoxal phosphate binding. The coding region runs from base 76 to 1560 and encodes 494 amino acids.
CUUCAUUUCUCACAUGAUCCAACUUUUCAUCAUCUCUCUUUGACACACAAAAUAACACAUAGCUAGCGAUCAAACAUGGUGCUCUCUAGGACCAUCGCAUCGGAUUCUGAUGUCUCUCUACAUUCUACGUUUGCCUCACGAUAUGUUCGCACUUGCUUACCAAAGUUUAAGAUGGCGGAAAACUCGAUCCCAAAGGAGGCAGCAUAUCAAAUAAUAAACGAUGAGUUGAUGUUGGAUGGUAAUCCUAGGCUGAAUUUGGCUUCGUUUGUGACAACAUGGAUGGAACCCGAAUGCGAUAAGCUAAUGAUGUCUUCCAUCAAUAAAAACUAUGUUGACAUGGAUGAAUAUCCCGUCACGACUGAGCUUCAGAACCGUUGUGUGAAUAUGAUAGCACAUCUUUUCAAUGCACCUCUCGGGGACUCUGAGACCGCUGUUGGGGUCGGAACCGUAGGGUCAUCUGAGGCAAUUAUGUUGGCUGGGCUUGCUUUUAAGAGAAAAUGGCAAAACAAAAUGAGGGCUCUUGGCAAACCUUGUGACAAGCCUAAUAUUGUCACUGGUGCUAAUGUGCAGGUUUGUUGGGAGAAAUUCGCAAGGUAUUUUGAAGUUGAGUUGAAGGAGGUAAAAUUGAGUGAGGGCUACUAUGUGAUGGACCCUGAGAAAGCCGUUGAGAUGGUGGACGAAAAUACCAUUUGUGUGGCUGCUAUUUUGGGUUCUACCCUCAAUGGUGAAUUUGAAGACGUUAAACGUUUAAAUGACCUCUUAGUUGAGAAGAAUGCCGAGACUGGAUGGGAUACUCCAAUUCAUGUGGAUGCUGCAAGUGGAGGUUUUAUUGCACCAUUUAUUUACCCGGAACUGGAAUGGGAUUUUCGGUUGCCAUUAGUUAAGAGUAUAAACGUUAGUGGUCAUAAAUAUGGUCUUGUGUAUGCCGGAAUUGGGUGGGUGAUUUGGAGGAACAAAGAAGACUUACCCGAGGAGCUAAUCUUUCACAUCAACUAUCUUGGUGCCGAUCAACCAACAUUCACCCUCAAUUUCUCUAAAGGUUCUAGUCAAAUAAUCGCUCAAUACUAUCAGCUCAUUCGCUUGGGUUUUGAGGGUUACAAAAGCAUCAUGGAAAACUGCCAAGAAAACGCUACAGUCCUACGUGAAGGACUAGAGAAAACGGAACGUUUCAACAUUGUUUCUAAAGAACAAGGUGUCCCAUUAGUAGCCUUCUCUCUAAAAGACCACAACCUACACACCGAGUUUGAAAUAUCAGACUUGUUGAGGCGGUACGGGUGGAUUGUGCCAGCUUACACAAUGCCACCAAAUGCCCAACAUAUUACAGUUCUUAGAGUUGUUAUAAGAGAAGACUUUUCAAGGACAUUGGCCGAGCGGCUUGUGUCUGAUAUCGUGAAGGUCCUUCACGAGCUCGACGCAAUGCCCUCUAAGAUGAGUGCUAAGAUUACAGUAUCUGAAGAAAAAGGCAUUGAGAAUAAACCUGACAUGGAUCUGACAAGAAAGAUUAUUGACGAUUGGAAGAAGUUUGUAGCUAAUAAGAAGAAAACUAAUGGUGUGUGUUAGUUUUAUGGUUUUGUGGAAUUAUAUUGGGGUGAACAUUUUAAUAACGGAAUUUGAUGGUGUAUUUUGUGUGACGCCGAACUUAUUGAGACAUUAAAUUAUUUUGUGUGUGGAUUUUGAUUAAUAUUAAUCUUCAUUUGUGUGAAA